AUGGAUAGAAUUUGGAUAACAUUUUUGCUAUUGAUUAUCGCCAUCAUUUUCGGGCAAACGAAGGGACAAUCAACAGUGAAUGUACAGCUCGUGGUAAAAAAAUACGUCGAGCGAGGAAGUGCAGUAGCACUUUAUUGCGAAAAUGAUGUUUUACCAGAUAUCCUUUACAAGGUGACCUUUCUCAAAGAAGAGAGCAAAAUUUUUGAGUAUAUUAAAGGACGAAGCCCACCGUAUCGAAAUUACAGUAUACCUGGAGCCGAAAUUGAUUGGAAAAAGGUGACUCCUUCUACACUAACGCUAAAGAAUGUGGACUAUGAUGCAUCCGGUUCGUACUAUUGUGAAGUUUCGACCGAUACGCCCAUCUUCACCAAAGCAUCAAACGAUGAAAUGCUGCACGUGAUGUUGCCACAGAAAGGACCACCAACAAUCGAAUUUGCCAAAAAACAACUUUACUAUGGUGAUAUGCUCAUUGCAAACUGUACCACUUCAAGAGCCCGCCCAUCACCGCACAUUACGUGGUUGAUCAAUGGAAAACAGGUGGAUGACGCGCACGUCCGGCAAUUACAUCAUAAUUCAAAAAACAGUCAUCGCUCAAAGGUGCAACAAGCCCUCGGACAACAAACGACUCUUUUCCACGGGAAGGUAAUCGGUUCUGGUACGAGUUCAUCCGGCAGUGGCAGCUUAAAGGAGCUAAAGCAACGAACAAAAGCGGUUGAAAACGACUUCCAGGACAAACUGACAAAAUCCACUAGCUCCAUGGGUCUGGGUGGUGGACUCGGCGGUGGUAACGGCGGCUACACGGGUAGCUUCGAGAUUCAACCUAACUUAGGCUAUCACAGUUUCGAAAGUGGCUACAACUAUGGUAUAAAAAUGCACCAUCCCGGUCGGGAACGAAGUGGCGGUAGUACGAUCGGAUUACUGAACGGGGCAUUUGGUGGGUCCGCUUAUGGAAGUUUCGGCGGUAUGGCCGGGCUGGGUUCGCUCGGUACUGGGCCUGGCCUUGGAACGCCUGAUAUCAUCGUGGAGGAGAGUGAUAAAAAGACUUGGCAGCGAAAUGACUACAACUAUAACUAUAACCAGUACUACGACAAUAAGCAGCUACAACAGCAACAACAGCACUAUGAUAAUGGCUACCGAAAGCAUCGUCCCUCGUUCGAGCACAAAUACCGGCGGCACGUCAAUGAGGGUGAACAACGCAAGAGUCAUCGUGUAUUUGCCUCCUACAGUCAACUGUCAAUCCGCAUAACUGAGGCUUUAACGAACAACUUGGGCCGAAUAGAGAUCACCUGCCUAGCAACAAUUCCAGCGCACGUAGAGCCGGGCGAACAGUACGCUGACUAUAAGACUUCGUUGAUCAAACUCGAUAUUGAGCAGAAUGAUCAAACAUCACCACAGCCGUCAAUGAGCGGAAUGGCCGCAUUCGGAAAUUCCGGCGCAGCACAAAACAGCUUCCAUUCGGUGCCCGUGCGCAGUCGUUCGGUCGUAGCUCUAAUCGGUGCUUUGCUGGCCCUGAGUAUCGCUUUCCGCCGCUGCCGACCACAGUUUGUGUAA
Molecule: messenger RNA, 1551 nt
Organism: Anopheles marshallii
Lineage: Eukaryota; Metazoa; Arthropoda; Insecta; Diptera; Culicidae
Gene: beat-VII
Exons: 9
Coding region: 1-1551 (516 amino acids)
Source: RefSeq, a predicted model, not a curated record